This is a messenger RNA of Onychostoma macrolepis, 9640 nucleotides long. RefSeq names its product adhesion G protein-coupled receptor G2a (gene adgrg2a). The record is from RefSeq and is a predicted model, not a curated record. Gene Ontology annotation, molecular function: G protein-coupled receptor activity. Gene Ontology annotation, cellular component: membrane. Gene Ontology annotation, biological process: cell surface receptor signaling pathway; adenylate cyclase-activating G protein-coupled receptor signaling pathway. NCBI's taxonomy places the organism in Eukaryota, Metazoa, Chordata, Actinopteri, Cypriniformes, Cyprinidae. The transcript has 36 exons. The coding region runs from base 72 to 8780 and encodes 2902 amino acids.
AAUUCUCGACAAAAAGCUACAGCAUUGAUAAAGAGAGUCACCAUGGACUUUUGCAGCACAAAAGUCUAAGGAUGCUUUACAAGCACAGCAAGCACCUGAGUGGACGAUACAAGAAGUCCGCACAUCACUUUGUCUGGCUCCUCUGUCUUUGGGUUCACCUCUUGCCUCAAGUGGAUGGCUUCUUUAUGUCUGAUGCUAAGGCUGUCCUGCAAGGGUGUGAUGACCACUGGACCUUACAGGAGAAGGAGCAUAUGCCUGUGCUCUUUCAAACCACGCUAUGCGUGGACGUACAGGUCCUUUCCCCAGGCGAGUGGACAGCAUUUAGCUAUGUCUCGGCCCCCGCACCCCGCUAUGAACUUGCCCUGCAGGGGGACGCAAACAACUUGUACGCCUGGCUGUUAGGUGUACGCCACCAGUUCCCUGUCCAGCUGACCACUCACCGCUGGUACCACAUAUGUCUACGGUGGGACGCCCCUCACAAAAGCUUCAGCCUGACGAUAGGUGGCAACUCGGAAGUAUACCAGCGGACCGCCAUUGCCCGAGCAAUCCCUCCUUCAGGGCGUCUUCUGCUCGGUUGCCAACCAAACAAAGCCUCCCCUGGGGCAAAAAUGGCCACCGUGGAGCUCUACCUGUUCCGUAUAUGGGACGAUGUUGGAGAGCACAGGGCCUGCGAGGACGGGACGGUGAUUGGCUGGGACUCACGAUUUUGGGCCAUCACACGAGCCCAGGCUAGAGUCCAAGAUUAUACGUUGCAAUGUGGUCUAAGGCAUCUGCGUAUGAAACGCAGUGCACAAGGAACUACAGCCAAAUCCACAUCCCAAGGUUCAGCCAGCACCCGAGAGUUUGUCUCAACAUCUACUCCACUCCACUUAAUGAUUACUUCAAUAAUUACCACUUCACUGAAAUCCACCACCCAAGGACUGAACCUUCAAUCUUCAAAUGAAGUCUUAAACACAGUCUCUGCUUCAACCACGCAAGCCAGAACCACAUCGAAUCCUGCAGGACACACUACAACAACUAAACCUUCAGUGACUCUCAGUGCACCAACACAAAUUCCCACCACAUCAAACACUAUUACACCCAUUAUUCAAGCUGGUUCAGCUGUUAAUUACACAACUACUGUGUCAAAUACUAGUGGAUUAAACACAUCAACUCCAACUCCAGCCUCACCAGUGUCUUACAUAACCACUCAAACUACCCAGAGCACGUCAACAUCUGCCCAAACACUUUCAAGCAAUCACAUUAGCCAUCCAAUCAGUACUUUCGAAACAACAGUCAGUCAUACGACAGCAAGCUCUUCCGCUGCACCAACUGUCGCGACUCGAGUAACCAAUCAGACAGCGGUUCUACGAACAACGACGUCCAAUGUAUUAUUCACAGAGCCAUUUGCAGUACAGUGUAACUUUUCCCAGUCCUGCGCUAAUGAAUCAUCAUACUACUGGAUGCUUGUGGAGGUGAAAGGCUCUAAUAUGACGGAGGGACAGAUUCAAAUUUGGUUUUCAGAUCUUUUUCAUAAAAGCACAUGCUCUGCUGGAGUUUCAACAACAGGAAUCAAUACUACAUCAUGUCAAACUGACAUAGUCUUUGUGACUGCUGAGGUUAGAUGUGAAGCCAAGCAGAACAACCAGAGGACAAACUGCACGGUGCUGCUACAGCUGAGCCAACCUGUGAAUACAUGCAUCCUCCGAAGGCUGGUGCAAAACGGGAUGAUAAACCCAUCGAUGCAGAUCCAGCUUCUGGGAGAUGUAGAAAGAGUGGGCAAAGGACUGUGCCCAGAGCACAAUAUUACGCCCCCUGGAGGGGGUUUUGUGCACUGCACAUCUCCAAUGUCUUAUGAUGAUGUGUGCAAUACCCAGGGACCUGUCAAUGUCACAUGUUCUUAUAAGGAGAAUGGUUUCAUUCCUAAAGACUUGGUUGUUAAUCAAUCCUGCAACGUUGAGAACCAACAAUAUUGUGAGUGUCACGUGUCUACCAACAAUGAGACAUAUUAUGCUGUUCGUCUAAAUAUUGCAAGCCCAGAUGUGAAUUUCACCUACAUUCAGGACAUGGUUGUACAGCUGAGCACUCCUUGCAACAAAUCCAGAAUGCAAGGGUCUCUGUGUAAUUCUUUUACUGAAGUAUCCCAGUUGUAUCAGGGAAUGCACUUGGAAUGUUUUGGUGAAGGAACAAGGCUCUACACAUGUAUGUUAACUCUGCAGCUGUCAAAACAGCUGGAUGUGUGUACUGUUAGUACUGCUAUUGCCAUUCUUUGGAAGGACAGUACCAACAUUAGUUUUGAUGGACCCCUCAGUCGAAUUGCCAUAUGUCAUUUGCCUACUGAUUCGGAAACCAUUCCUUUAAACUCAACAUUCACUUGGCUGUCUGUAAAUUUCAGUUCCAGCCACAUUGAUGACAUCAAAGACAAUUUGAAAUGUGCACAGGGUCAGACAUUCGCUGUUAUUUUAAAUGAGAGCUGUGAAGUCUCACCUCCUGAGUCCUACACAACUCAAGUUGUCCCUCCUAGAACAAGUUCUGAGAGCAGUGCUACAUUCCCAAACAUCACUUCUUCAUCAGUAACUACAGAUUGGUCACUGACCAACCAAACCCACUCUGCAGUCACACCAUCAGUCACAAACACUUCUAGUACACCACUCAGUACAACAAGUCUAAUAUUCAAUACAUCCAUCAACAGUACAGGCAAUCAAACAAACACUGUGUCAAAUUAUACAGCAAGUCUGCCACUCAAUUCAACACAUGAUAUAGUACAACCGGUCAAUAUAGCAAGUACAUCACACUAUAUAACAACCUCAACAGUCAGUACAACACAUAAAACAUCCAGUGUAACACCUCAACUGAGCAAUAGAGCAGUUACAACACACUACACAACAACCUCACCUGUCAGUGCAACAGGUACUUCAAACAAUAUACCAGCAUCAUUGGUCAGUACAACAAAUGAGACACCCAAUAUAACAACCUCACCAGUCAGUGCAACAGCUACACCAUACAGUCUAACAACCUCACCUGUCAGUACAACAGGUACAUCAAAUAAUAUACCAGCAUCACCGGCCAGCACAACAAAUACGACGCAUGAUAUAAUAACCCCAGCAGUCGGCCCAACAAGUACAACAUACGAUGUAACAACCCCACCAGUCAGUUCAACAAAUGCGGCACAUGAUAUAAUAACAACAACAGUCACCCCAACAGUCAGUGCAACAAGUACACCAUACAAUAUAACAACCUCACAAGACAAAACAACACUCAGUAUAACAACCUCAGUGGUCAGUACAACAAACACAUCACUCGAUGAAACACCACCACUGGUCAAUACAAUAGAUACAACACACAAUAUUAUGACUUCAAUGGUCACUACAACACAUUCAACACUCAAUGUAACAACUCAACCAGUCGAUACAACAGACAAAAUAACGACCUCAGCGGUCAGUACAACACAUUCAACACUCGAUGUAACAACUCAACCAGUCGAUACAACAGACAAAAUAACGACCUCAGCGGUCAGUACAAAACAUACAACACUUGAUGUAACAACUCAACCGGUCGAUACAGCAGAUACAACAGACAAAAUAACAACCUCAGUGGUCAGUACAAAACAUACAACACUUGAUGUAACAACUCAACCGGUCGAUACAGCAGAUACAACAGACAAAAUAACAACCUCAGUGGUCAGUACAAAACAUACAACACUUGAUGUAACAACUCAACCGGUCGAUACAGCAGAUACAACAGACAAAAUAACAACCUCAGUGGUCAGUACAACACAUACAACACUCGAUGUAACAACUCAACCAGUCGAUACAACAGACAAAAUAACGGCCUCAACGGUCAGUACAAAACAUACAACACUUGAUGUAACAACUCAACCGGUCGAUACAAAAGAUUCAACAGACAAAAUAACAACUUCAAUGGUCACUACAACACAUUCAACACUCGAUGUAACAACUCAACCAGUCGAUACAACAGACAAAAUAACGACCGCGACACUUGAUGUAACAACUCAACCAGUCGAUACAACAGACAAAAUAACGACCUCAACGGUCAGUACAAAACAUACAACACUUGAUGUAACAACUCAACCGGUCGAUACAGCAGAUUCAAAAGACAAAAUAACAACUUCAAUGGUCACUACAACAAAUUCAACACUCGAUGUAACAACUCAACCAGUCGAUACAACAGAGAAAAUAACGACCUCAACGGUCAGUACAAAACAUUCAACACUUGAUGUAACAACUCAACCGGUCGAUACAGCAGAUACAACAGACAAAAUAACAACCUCAGUGGUCAGUACAAAACAUACAACACUUGAUGUAACAACUCAACCGGUCGAUACAGCAGAUACAACAGACAAAAUAACAACCUCAGUGGUCAGUACAACACAUACAACACUUGAUGUAACAACUCAACCAGUCGAUACAACAGACAAAAUAACGACCUCAACGGUCAGUACAAAACAUACAACACUUGAUGUAACAACUCAACCGGUCGAUACAGCAGAUACAACAGACAAAAUAACAACCUCAGUGGUCAGUACAAAACAUACAACACUUGAUGUAACAACUCAACCAGUCAAUACAGCAAGUUCACCGCACAAUAUAACAACCUCACCUGUCAGCACAACAAAUAUGACACACAAUAAAACAACCGCACCAGUCGGCACAACAGGUACACCAUACAAUACAACAAGCUCACCAGUCAGUACAACAGAAACGACACUCAAUUUAACAACCUCACUGAUCCAUACAACAGAUACAACACACAGUAUAACACCCUCACUGGUCCAUACAAUAGAUCGAACACACAAUAUAACAACCCCAGCCAAAAUCACAGAAACCACAUUCGAUAUAAUAAAUUCACCAGCCAGUGCAAGAGAUGCGACACUCAAUGUAACAGCCUCACUGGUCCAUACAACAAGUACACCACACAAUAUAACAACCUCAACAGUCAAAACAACAGAAACGACUAUCAAUAUAACAACCUCAACAGUCAACACAACAACUACACCACACAAUAUGCCACAAUUACCAAUCAGCGCAACAAAUACAACACCUAAAAUAACAACUGCACCAGUUAGCACAACAGGCACACCCAAUAUAACAACAGGCACACCGGUCAUUACAACAGUUACAGUACACAAUUUAACAUAUUCACCAGUCAAUACAACAGUCACACCACUCAACCUAACUGUCACAGGACUCAGUUCAACAACCCCUGUAGUCAGUACAACAGCCACAUCAAUUGACACAACUGCUGCAACAGUCACAACACUUGAUAAAACUACAACAACUUUCAACACAUUAAUCACAUUAACAGGUAAGCCACUCAUUACAACAGUCAUACCACCUUCUGAGCUGGUAACAGCAACACCACCCAAUACAACAGCACAGAUAAGUGAAACUCUUACUACAACAGUAAGACAAUUAAAUGCAACAGUCACACCUCACUUUACUACUGCCUUGCCACUCAUCUCAACUGCACUACAUCAUACAACAGUCACGCCAUUCAAUACAACAGUGACAGAUCUAAACUCAACUUUCACAUCCGAAACUGUGAAAAAUGUGAUACAGUCUAACACAAGUAGUUCACAAAUCUCUGGUGCAGAGUCCACCACCACUACAACCUUUCUGUCAAAUACAACACUGUUUAACUUGACAGCACCAUUAUACCUAAAUGCAACAACACCCCCAUUAAACACUACACAACACACCACCACAUUCACAACACUUUUAAACACUACUGGGCAAGACAACGCAACGAUAUUUAACACUAUAUUAUUCACUCACAAUGUAACAACUCUCAUAGAAAAUAGGACAGAUUUAGCAAUACCUAAUGUGACAGAGGUUAACGGUACACUUAAAAUGACUACGAACCACAAAAACACAACAUAUUUAAAUGAAAGCUCUUCUGUCUUAAAUACCACAACACAAUACCCAGAUGUUACACAAUAUAACACAACCACUCUAUUUGAAAAUGCCACACACUCAAAUAAUACAAGCCUAGCCCACACUACAGAAUCACCAAGUAACAUAAAUGAAUCAAACACAACUCAACCUCUUAACAGUACAUCUGAAUUCAAUACAACAGCCAUUCCUUAUUACACAACCACAGAUGCUGAAACUAGUACCACUACAGAUACGCCAGAAUUCAAUACUACAAUGUAUUCAUUUAACUUCACAACUUUUAAUACAACUGAUGUCACUUAUUCCAACACAACAGACUCCCUGUUCAAUACAACUCAAUCAAAUACAACAGCCUUUACAAUCAACAUAACCUUGUUUAACACAACAGAUGUGCCACUGAAUGAAACCAAUUUCAAUGGGACUGAUGUCAAUCGUAGCAUCAACACAACAGAGACCUCCAAUAACACACUGGAAUUUAGUACAACUGUAAGCCCUACAGUUAAUACAACACAGUUUGACAUCACAAAUACAACACAGAUGCAUACAACAACCUUUCCAACAACGGAAAGUAUUCCCAGUGGGCCAACCAACUCCACUUUAGAGCCUGUCACAACAGUUAGUCUCCUUAACACAACACAGUCAAACGGAACAACAGAAAAGGCCUUUACUGAAAAUAUAAUCACUAACACAACUAGAACAAUCAAUCCAAUUAACACUCCAAACAACAUCCCAACAAAUACUACCGUUAUUAACAUUGUCACAAAUAGCAGUACAGCUCCCACAACUGCUCCAUCAGUGAUACAUCCAAGCUCUCCUCAGAACAGCUCCACUUCCACAACAGAAGCUCCAAUUAUUGCUCCAACCCCAACGACUAGCAAAAGCAACACAACAACAGUCACUACGAUGCCUGCCGUUCCAGCUGUGCCAACAACACCAGCCACUACCAUGGCAACUACUACAGAAGCAACAACUAAAAGCCCAGAUGCAGUAGCUAGUGAUCUUCUGAACCAAACACAGAAUUUGGCAUCUUUAAACUCAACUGAGGUCAAGCAGCUGGUCGACCAGUUAGAAAAUAUUAUCUCCGCACCCAAUAUUAGUCUGGAUCUAGGCCGAACAGUGCUUACUGUCAUCAACAACUUUCUAGACAGCUCUACGGAUACUCUGGCUGCCUCCUCAAACCGAUUAAUCAAAGCUGUGGAUAAUUUGGGUAUGAAACUUGUGAUUCGGGACCAGACUGAAAACAUCGUAUUUGAUUCACUCGCUUUGACUGUGACCAAAGUUGAUGGGACCAACUUUGGCAAAACAUCAUUCACAAUUGCAGAUCCCUUAAACCCACAGGUCACAAAAGGACUUCAAAGACAAAUCAGGGCAGUGGAAAGUUCCUCCCCCCUGGCAAAAAUAACACUACCUGCGUCUCUGACAGAGAACCUCUCUCCAGAAGAAAAGAAGAUAGCCUCUAGAGUCCAGUUCACCUUCUUUCAGAAAAGCACAUUUUUUCAGGAUAAAACCAGUCCAGAGAAGCUGAACAGCCACAUUCUGGGCUCUAGUGUGGCUAACCUGUCAAUCAAAAACCUGAGGGAGAAUGUUAUAUUUACUCUGAGGAAUAAACAGCCCGUUGCGGGGAACUAUGUAGCUUCCUGUGUUUUCUGGGACUUUGACAAAAACGGAGGUUUAGGAGGCUGGAAUGGCAAAGGCUGCUCUGUCCAAAACAGCAGCACUGAGAACGAAACCGUCUGCAGUUGCAAUCACUUGACAAGCUUUGCUGUACUACUGGACAUUAGCCGGCAAGGCAUAUCUAGCCGUUUGCAGGCCACCAUCCUUACCUUCAUCACUUAUAUCGGAUGUGGGGUGUCUGCCAUCUUCCUCUCGGUUACUCUGAUCACCUACAUCGCGUUUGACAAACUCCGCCGUGACAUCCCUUCAAAGAUCUUGAUCCAUUUGUGUUUCGGCCUGCUCUUGCUGAACCUGGUGUUCUUGUUGGACGCGUGGCUGGCGCUGUACAAAGAUGCUGUAGGCCUGUGCAUUUCCACAGCUUUCUUCCUGCACUACUUCCUGUUGGUCUCCUUCACCUGGAUGGGACUGGAGGCUCUGCAUAUGUACCUGGCCAUCGUCAAAGUCUUCAACAACUUCAUGUCCCGAUACAUGCUAAAAUUUUCCCUGGCAGGCUGGGGAAUCCCUUUGGUUGUCGUCAUUAUUGUGAUUGCGGUAAACAAAGAUAACUAUGGCCUCAUAAGUUAUGGGAAAUUUUCUGACGGAACUACAGAUGAAUUUUGUUGGCUGAAAAAUGACAUAGCGUUCUAUGUGUCUGUUGUGGCGUACUUCUGCAUCAUAUUUGCGUUGAACCUGGCCAUGUUUGUGGUGGUGAUGGUCCAUCUGAGACGAAUCAAGCGCCGAAACCCUCACAAUAAUCAGUACCACAGCAGCUUGCAUGACCUUCGUAGCGUCGCGGGACUUACUUUUCUGCUCGGGCUUACAUGGGGCUUCGCCUUCUUUGCCUGGGGACCGGUCAAUUUGGCCUUUAUGUACCUGUUUGCCAUCUUAAAUUCCCUACAGGGUUUUUUUAUUUUUAUUUUCCACUGCGCUCUGAAGGAAAAUGUCCGUAAACAGUGGAGGAUGUACCUCUGUUGUGGCAGUUUACGAUUGGCUGAAAAUUCAGAGUGGAGUCGGACAGCCACACAGAGCAACCACACUAAAAAGACUUCAAUCAUAACGACAGAUUCAGGGACCCACAGUGUACCGCGAAGCUCAGUGAGCAGCGAUGACUCAGUGCCGUCCCAAGGCAUCGGCUCACCGGUGGAUGACAGUGUGAUCAUGUCGGGGGAAGCAAAUGACGACGUGAUCUUCAAUGAGAUGAACAGUCAAAUCCGUUCACGACUCAGAUCUGAAUAGUUUUUAGAAGAGGAUUAUAAACGCAGACAGGAAAAUAGGUGAAGAAACAGACCAUUAAAUAUUCUGUUUCUAUCAGGCCUGAAAAAAAUGCAUUACCAGGAUGAGAAUCUAAUGACUCAAUGUCUUUCCUCAUCAGUUUGUCUGAAUGAAUGUUACAUGCAGGAAAGCUUUCAGCAUUUAGCUUUAUAGCCAGACAUUUUGUGAUUUGUUAUUAAACCGGGAUGCUCACAGCUGAGUAAUGAUAAAAAUGAUAAAAAUAUCUCUAUGUACUGAGGAGUGAGGUAUAUUAUGCUUUUGGGGUUUUAAACUCCUAUAUAUUUUCAGCAAACAGUAUUAAACAGCUCUUCUGCAAUAAAUAAAUAAAGCUCAGAUAAUGCAAGUACAUCAAAUGCUACUUAAUAAAUGUUUUAUAAUUGAUGAAGGACGACAUUUAAAUGAAGGAAAAAAUUCUGUCUUAAAAACCAUGUAUAUCUGUCAGACGUGUUGUAGAAAGACUGAGAUAUGUUCUGUUUUCCAUAUAGUUGUUUAUUUGCUUUUCUCCACAUUUUAUAGCCACUCUCAGUUUUGUAGUUCUCACAUAAGGAGGAAAUAUGGAAUUAAUAUGCUAAUGUAUCUAAGAAUUUGUUACAUGUAAUCAAAUUAGCUUUCUGUGUACUGUGUAAAACAGCAUUUGUCUGAAAUUAUUUUUGAGUAGUAUAAGGUUUCUGUUUAGCCAAAAAAAGUAAUAUGAUUUAUCAUGUUGUGAUAUAUGUUUUAACAAUGAUGUAGUUUUAUGAAUUUAUGAUAAUUUCACAUUUGUACAUUUUAGGCAGAGUUAGGAAUCUGAGAUUCUAACAUAAUAAAUAAUUUAUUAUACCUUU